Molecule: messenger RNA, 463 nt
Organism: Galendromus occidentalis (western predatory mite)
Lineage: Eukaryota; Metazoa; Arthropoda; Arachnida; Mesostigmata; Phytoseiidae
Product: histone H2A
Exons: 1
Coding region: 1-378 (125 amino acids)
Cellular component (GO): nucleosome
Molecular function (GO): structural constituent of chromatin; protein heterodimerization activity; DNA binding
Source: RefSeq, a predicted model, not a curated record
AUGUCUGGACGCGGUAAGGGAGGAAAGGCCAAGUCGAAGGCGAAGACCAGGUCUUCUCGUGCGGGACUUCAGUUCCCCGUCGGUCGUAUCCACCGUCUCCUCCGGAAAGGGAACUACGCCGAGCGUGUCGGAGCUGGUGCCCCCGUGUACCUCGCUGCCGUUCUCGAGUACCUGGCUGCUGAAGUUCUUGAGCUGGCAGGAAACGCCGCUCGUGACAACAAGAAGACCAGAAUCAUCCCCCGUCAUCUUCAGUUGGCCAUCCGUAACGACGAAGAAUUGAACAAGCUUCUCUCUGGUGUUACCAUCGCCCAGGGAGGUGUCCUGCCCAACAUCCAGGCUGUCCUUCUCCCCAAGAAGACCGACAAGGCCGCCGCCUAAGUCUCACCAUCGGAAGCGGAAAAAAACGGCCCUUCUAAGGGCCACCAAAAUCUACGGGAUCAAUACUCAGCUUAUCUCUUUCAUC